CAGGAGGCAGUGCAGGCAAAGACAGCAGGAAAAAAGCAGCAGAGCGAGUGGGCAAGAGGAAGGGGGGUAAAAAAAACUGCAGUGUGUGAGCGUGUGUAGUUUUUAUCUCUCCCCUGAGCAGAUCUUUAUCAAUUUGUGUACUCCAGUCUUGGGGUGCAUGUGACUGGGUGUCUGUGUGUGUAUAUGUGGCAGAGUUUACAGGAGGACAGAGUAAAGUGUCUCUGAACCUGUGGAGAAGGGGAAGAGCUCGGUGUCCAGAAGAGAGCAACCUGCACUAAAGGGUUUCUGACUGACAACAUUCUCACUGUGAUUGCCUCCAGCCACUUUUCGAGAUUCAAGAUUUGGCUGGACUGUGUGUGCAGCCUAAAUGACGAAGUGGAACUUGUUCAGGCAUCAGACAACACCCAUGGUCGCUGCUAAGCCAACGGGGGCCAGUGCCUUGACUGUGACUCCAGCCCCUGUCGCACUAGUCUCUGCUGAAAACUCCACCGAGCCAGUCAACAAGAAUGAUGCCUUCGACGAGAUCAAAAACAAGUUCCUGAAUGAAAUCGACAAGAUCCCACUGCCGUCCUGGGCCAUCAUUGCCAUUGCCGUGGUCGCUGCUUUACUCAUUCUAACAUGCUGCUUCUGCAUCAUCAAGAAAUGCUGUUGCAAGAAGAAGAAGAACAAGAAGGGCAAGAAGGGGAAGGGUGACAUGGGAAUGAAGAACCUGAAAGGGGGAGAGAAACAACAGGAUGAUGAUGAUGAAGAAGAUGAUGUUGAACCUGGACUCACUGGAGAUGAGAAAGAGGAAGAAGUGAAGGAGAAAGAAAAGCUCGGGAAGCUGCAGUACUCUAUUGAUUAUGACUUCCAGGAGAACAAGCUCACUGUGGGAAUCCUGCAAGCAGCUGAUCUCCUCUCCAUGGACAGCGGUGGCACCUCUGAUCCCUACGUCAAGGUCUUUGUGCUCCCUGACAAAAAGAAGAAGUUUGACACAAAGGUUCACAAGAAAACGCUCAAUCCUGUGUUCAACGAGACCUUUAUCUUCAAGAUUCCAUUCCAAGAGAUGGGAGGGAAGACUCUGGUAAUGUCAGUCUAUGACUUUGAUCGCUUCUCUAAACAUGAUGUCAUUGGAGAGAUUAAAAUACCCAUGAACACCCUUGACCUGGCAAAGCCAAUUGAGGAGUGGAGAGACCUGGACAGCGCAGAUCAAGAAGAGCCGGAAAAGCUGGGUGACAUUUGCAUCUCUCUGCGUUACGUCCCUACUGCUGGCAAACUUACCAUCUGUAUCCUGGAGGCCAAGAACCUGAAGAAAAUGGACGUGGGUGGACUGUCAGAUCCCUACGUAAAAAUUAACCUGCUGCAGAAUGGAAAGAGGCUGAAGAAGAAGAAGACUACGGUGAAGAAGAAUACUUUGAAUCCGUACUACAACGAGUCCUUCAGCUUUGAGAUUCCUCUUGAGCAAAUGCAGAAAAUCCUAGCUGUGAUCACAGUGCUGGAUUAUGACAAGAUUGGCAAGAACGAUGCCAUUGGAAAGAUACUGGUUGGGAGCAAGACCACAGGGGCCGGGCUGAAACACUGGUCCGACAUGCUGGCCAACCCCCGUCGCCCCAUCGCCCAGUGGCAUCCACUGCAGCCAGAGGAGGAGGUGGAUGCUGCUCUCGCAGCCCUAAAUGCCAAGAAGUAAACUCCCACCAGAACACAUCGUCCCCACCUCCACCUACCUACCCAUGCAUUUCCCACCAUUCUCCCCAGGUCCCACAUAUCUGUGUAUAUUCCAGAGGAACACCCUAACUGUACAUCUGCUCCCUCCACCCCCACCUCCUCUCCCUCCGCCACCUUUCAAAAGAUCCAUAGAUACCAUUCAACAUGAUGGGAAAUAUAGUUUAAAAAAAAGCAUCAUGUUAUAUGAAUUCAUGUCAUUGAAAAAAGAAGAUAACUUACAGGAUGGACAGAUACUCCGUUGAUUUCAUUUAGAUCUAUUUUUGUAUUGGGGUUGUGGUUCCAUUAAUAAGAAUACAGAGUAGACUAUGAAGAACAGUAAGAGUGCUAAAUGGGAAUAUGGUGAUAGAGGGGAUAAAACAUACAUUCACUCAUAUUGUACUUCUCACCCCUCCCCUUUAGUGACACAGUUUGCUUAGAAUAGUGCUUAAUAAUAAAAUGCUUUAUACUGCCAUAUGAUAGAGAAAUAACACAAGCAGGUCCAUUCCUUAGGUGUAUUGUGCACCAUGUUCCACACCUGCCAGUUAUCAUACUAGAUGAUUCUCUUAGUUUGAAGUACAUUCCUAGAGUUGGGUAGCAAGUAGGGAUAGGCACAUAUCCAGAUACCCACAGACACACUGCCUUUUUGAUUAGUUAACCUUCCACCCAUCGUCUCAGGAAAACUGAGAGGAAACUGAAACUUCAUGCCUUUUUUUCUAAACGGGUUGUUAUUAUUCAAAUACUCCACUUGAUGAGAAAGAAAUGUUGGAUUUUAAAGCUUGUUUUUUUUCCCAGCGACGUAAGGCUCACGGCUAGUGUUAGUUUCUCCAUGAAAUGGUGUGUCAGGAAACAGGGAGUGAUGUAUUUUCAGUAAAAAAAAAGGGUAUUUGUGUGUUUUUUGACUGUGCAAAAAGGCUGCGUCUGUCAUCUGUACAACAAUAAAAUGUGUGGAAAUAUCCGAUACAGGUACAACAGAGACUGAUUCCAACUACCAAUGACAUGAUAUUUACAAGGUGUCGAUUACUGCCUGCAGUCUACCACCUCCCCUCCCAACGCCUCUGAUUCUGUAUCUCACUUGUUCAGUGCUACUGCCAUUAGUCAUGGACUUGACACAAGGGUUUUACUUCAAAGGAAUCCCUAUAACCGUCUUACAGUCAUAAAGGAGACAAGCCUUCAAAGUAACAAAAUAAGCAAUUUUCAACUACCAGGGACGCCUUCCAGUUAGCGGUGUUGUUCUCUUCAUUUCUUUCUGUCUUAUUAUUUUUCUAUCUCUUUUUCCUUUUAUGUAGACAGUUAUAUUUUUAUUUGAUUCAAACACUUUCAUUCCUCAAGCACUUUAAAUCCAAAUGUUACUUUUAAGUACCCUCAGAAACCAGAGCUUUAAUUAUUUAUGUUAGGAAUAACUGCUGGUUAAAAAAAAAACAAAAAUGAGCAAAGGAGUGCAUUGUGUAAGCAGUUUUUUUUUGUUUGUCUGUUGUUUUGUGUUUUUUAAUUUCGUCUCAGCUUUUUGUGUAUGUGUUUUGAUUGUUUGAAUAUUACGUUUCUCACUUGAUUACAAGGAUAUGGUCUGGAAGAAGGCACUGAUCCAUGUGUAUUUUAUACACAGCUUACCAAACUGUUGAAUUUAAUUGCACUACUGGGUAUCCAUUCUGUGGUAAUUUGACACUGUUCUUGAUCUGUGUAGUUUUUGUUUUUUUUAUUGAUAAAAUGUUGUGAGAUUGAAAUUUUCUGUGGCAUUUGUGGCAUGCCAGACAUGUCUCCUCAUAUAAAUGAACUCUGAUAAGAAAAGAGACACAUUUCAAUCUAAUGCUGAUCCCUAGCACCUUCACAGGAUGUAAUUGGUUCAGUGUAUUUGUAAAUUAAUAUUCUGUUGAAGGGAAAUUUUGAGGAGGAACUUUGUUUUGUGACAAAAUCCAAACUUUUCUGACCAAAACUUAUCAGUCCUGAAUAAACAGGUGAAGGUUUAAUUGUUAAUGAAAAUCCUGAUAUGCUUUUGCCCCAGUGUACCUGCUUGUAGGUCUAGUUAAUAAUUAAAAUCAGUGCUGUAUGUGAACACCAACAGCAAAAACUACCCGUUGACUGUGUGCAAGAAAAUGCUACGUCAUUGUAAAUCUCGUACUGCAACUUUAUUUGGAAUUUAAUGAAUGUUGGCUCUUGUAUCUUUCUCUGUUGGAAAUUGUAACUCCUAAUUUUUUUUACAACCAACAUAGACCAUGUUCAGAUUUGUGUUUUUCCAUCUCACAUAAUAUUUUUCUUCUGUUAAUGAAGCAGCACUAAAGAAAAGGCAACAUGGAAGCAAUCAAGCAACCCAUUGGUGUGUAGUUUUUGCCUAUAUACAUAGUUCAUACACGUUGAUACUGCAUGUUUAUACAAAAUACUGUACAUAAGAGCAUGUUUUAAAGACGAAGCAAAAAUAUCUCGUGUACGUAAAUGGGUGUCAUUUGUCAUUUUAAUAACACAACGAAGGGGAAAAAAGAUGCACUGUAUAUUUUCUAAAUGAAACAAAUCUGUAUUUAUUUUCCAUGAGGGUCACUGGAGAGAAUGUCAUACAAAUAUUAGAGUACUAUUACUAAUAAGAACCUUUCCACGCCUGAAAUUCUUAAGCAAGUGUGUCGUCCAGUACUGUGUGUAAGUUCAUGUGGGAUGAAAAUGUAGUCGCAUGCUCGCUAUCUAAUUCCUUGUAGUCCAGAUUUUUAUUUGUUAUCAUUUAUCUGCCAUCCAUUUUGUUUCAGCACUUAUCUGAAGGCCAGUGUUUGUUAUUUCUGAAUUUUAAUGCUAUUGCUUUUUGGGGAAAAAAAUGGUUUUGAAUUUUUAAUGUUUGAGAUGGGCAGGGGGGUCUCCAAGUCUAUAAGAUGACUGUUUUCUAGUAACAGAUUUGGCACAGUGUUAUUCUGAAAUAACUCAUUAGAAGACGAUUGAAUAAUUCUGUGAUUUGUAGGUGGAUUGUAGGAGUUGUUUUUUGUGCCAGUACUGACCCAGAAUGAAGUCUGUUGGAUCAUAUCUUUGUAUAAAAGGCAUUUCCAGUGGCCAAAAGAUGAAUAAUCCCAUUCCAGUGAACAAAGACUUGGAAUCCCUUCUUCUUUCUUUAGUUACCUGGAAGUUUUUAUUUUUCACUUCUAUUUAAAUAACCUGAAACCCUUCACAACCGUGUCUCUUUUACUGUGUUUAUUAUACAAUAGGUGUAUGUGUAUACAAGAUAAAUGAAUAAGAUAAAACUAAAGCCAUAAAACUCAAGCACUAACUCUUCAGAGCUCAGCUGAGUAGCUAGAGUUUAUUUAUGAAGAAAAAAACAUCAGACAUGUCUUCUUUUUCCUUGGCCAGUGUUUCUCUUUUACAUUCCGUUCAGAGGUCUUUGUUCAUCAAGAGGGCAAAAUACAUUUUAUUGUAUAUGUGAGCAUUGAGAACAGUUGUGAGUUUAGUCGAGUGAAUGUGUCUUUUUCUACUUUCAGAGCCGUUGCUGUCCUUGUUUCAUAGAGGUAGCUGAUUUUACAGUAUUGUGAUUAGUAAUGUAUAUGCCUUGUUUUGAUAGUAUAAAUAGAUAUAAUAUCACAAUAGGUUCUCAGUAAUACUACUAAAAUGAUAUAUAUAUGAGAGUGUGUUCUAUUCUUGGGCUGAGUGCAAUUUACGAACCAAACCGGGUCACUCUUUGAGUUUCUCUUCUUCCAGUUUAGCAGCAGAAUGUACUAGUGACUACAUGUACAAUCAAUAACCCACUGCUGGUGACCUAGAGCUCACGCUGAUGGUUUUUCUUGGUUCUUUUAGAAUAUUCAAGCAACAAAACAAUAUAGUUAGAGAUCCAGCCAUAUUAAAGGAAAAAAGAGAAAAGCUUAAUACAGUGGUGAGUUUUUGGCCUGAAUCCCUCCCAUAGAACUAUGCAUAGAGUUAUGAAGCUGGAGCCAGGAGACAGUUAGCAUAGCUUAACAUAAAGACUGGAAACAGUGGGAAACAGCUAGCCUGGCUCUUUCCAAAGGUAAAAAAUUCCACCUACCUGCACCUCUAAAGCUCAAACCAGUUUGUGUACAGAUUGAAUAAAUGUGAAAUAAUAUGUUAAUGAGUGAGCUUUAGAGGUUUUUUUGCCAGACUAGCUAUGUCCUCCUGUUUCCAGUCUUAGUGCUAAACUAAGCUAACUGUCUACUGGCUCCAGCUUCAUACUUAGAAGGACAGAGAAGAGUGGUGUCAAUCUUCUCAUCUAACUCUUGGCAAGAAGGCGAAUAUUUCCCUAACUCCCCAAAUGUUGAACUAUUCCCUUAAGUUUACCUCAGUCGCUGAAUUUUCUCUGAAGUAAAUGUUAAACUGCCAUCUAUCUAUCCUGGCAACAAACUUCAGUGUGUCGUGUGACACCGCACGUUGUCUAAUGCAAUAGUAUGUUUAUUCAUUGUCCCAUUAAUGCUACCGACUGUGACCAAAUGAUGCACUGAGAAUAAUUUCAAAUACAAGGUUUCUGUGCAUUUCAAAAAUACUGCCAGUACCUGAUCACAGUUGCCUGCAUUCGUCAACACUGUUUGAAUCUACAAAGCCAAAAUGACAAUUCACACAGAGGCAGACAGAACACAUCAGAUGAUGAGGCAAAUGUGAUUACAGGUACAUUUAUAGCACACUUAAGAGAUUUAUUUAUUUAAUACCUUUUACUGCUUGGGCCAACACAGUCACAUGACCACCGGACAUUUAAGUUCUAUGGGGGACAGAGACUGGGAGCUGUGUGUGCUUGUGUAUGUGGGAUAUAUAGAUGAAGUGUAGGCCCUUUAGCAUACAUGCUGCAAAAACACAGCACUAGACUAGAAAAUAUAAAUACAAUAUACAGUACAGGUCUGCAUGCGUGGGACACAUUACUCAUUCUUAAAUGUACAUCUUUGUGUGUAUGACCGUAAUACUCAAACAAUCUUAGUUCUAUUUUAAAUAUGGGGGUUAUUCUGUUCUGUUGAUAGCUGUGUAGAUGUACAAUACCUUAUGCACAACUGCAUCUGAAACUAAGUGCUGUUUCAGCUGUGCAGAGACAGUUUUAGAGCACCGUUCACACCUACCGGUAGUUGUGUUUUGUUCUUUUGUUCUUUUUUUUUUUUUUUUGGAACAAACGCUGGGAUUUAAAAAGGGAAACCAUCCAAAGUUCAAUAGAUCAUUUACCACCUUGUCAAAAUGCGUUGAGAACCCUCUCAACGGGUAAAGACACCACUUUGAAACAUGUUGUCUUGUCUCCUCUAUUACACGUUGUAUUUCUUCUUUGUAUUCUUGUGCAUAUGUGUAUCACUCCUUCUGUCUUUUUUGUUUUUGUGAUGUAUACUUCUAAUGUAUAAUGUAGGACUGUAUUUGAUGCCAGAAUCAUGUUUGCGUUUUUGUUUGUGUCUUUGUCCUGUUUAUGUGUAACCAGCUAUGUACCAUCAGUAUCAUUAUGCUGAGGAAGCAGGCUCAUUGAUUUCUUCACUGAAUCUGCUUUUGCAGAGCGAAAAGAAUGCCGGCCUUCAUGUUUACAACAUGGACAUACUGUAUACUGCCAAACAUGCAGGACCGUACCAAACUCCCCUCUUGAGCGCUUAGUCCUCCACCUCUCAUCCCUGAUGCAACUGUAUACUCAAGACUCUAUUCUUCUUCUUUUUUCACCUCUUUCUCUUCUUCAUCAUCUUUUAAAGCGUUGGAGGACGGUCAGGAUGUGUCCUCUAGCUGUGUUUCUUCGUGUCUAGUGUCGUGGUGCGCGUGUUCAUGUCAGUACUUGUGCCUACUGUGGAUCGCAUGCUUUAGCCCUUGACUGGACACAAACGUUGCUCACAAACUCCUCUUGACCCUUGUGUGGACAAACGUUGGGGAUCCUUAUAAAGUUAUCAAGGGAACCAAAUAACUUAUUACAAAUUUAUCAUAUGUGUUACCAGUUCUGUAAAAAAACUAAUAGGAAAUAAAGGCCUUUUAAUUACCAUGA
Messenger RNA from Micropterus salmoides (largemouth bass), 7588 nucleotides. RefSeq names its product synaptotagmin-2-like. The record is from RefSeq and is a predicted model, not a curated record. Gene Ontology annotation, cellular component: dense core granule; axon; synaptic vesicle membrane. Gene Ontology annotation, molecular function: syntaxin binding; calcium-dependent phospholipid binding; phosphatidylserine binding. Bases 368 to 1666 code for a protein of 432 amino acids. Gene Ontology annotation, biological process: synaptic vesicle endocytosis; regulation of dopamine secretion; cellular response to calcium ion. The transcript has 11 exons. Lineage: Eukaryota; Metazoa; Chordata; Actinopteri; Centrarchiformes; Centrarchidae.